Cornus florida is the source of this 4236-nucleotide messenger RNA. RefSeq names its product probable E3 ubiquitin-protein ligase ZFP1. NCBI's taxonomy places the organism in Eukaryota, Viridiplantae, Streptophyta, Magnoliopsida, Cornales, Cornaceae. Gene Ontology annotation, molecular function: ubiquitin protein ligase activity. The transcript is spliced from 6 exons. Bases 2469 to 4109 code for a protein of 546 amino acids. The record is from RefSeq and is a predicted model, not a curated record.
AGCGCUGUCGCUCUUUGUGGUCUUUCUUGUUCAAAAACACAGCGGUGCCUGCUUGUUCAACUCCUUGUGUCUACCUGUAACAAUGUUGAUAUUCAAGUUCAUAAUUGAGAGAUCAUUAUUUGGUUAAACUUUCCUAUAUGGCCUAUGAAGAGAGAUCCUUUCCUACUCUCUGAUUUUGGUGUGAAUAAGUUAGGGAUUGUCGAAACUUACCUUUGUCGUCUUUUUAAGGUAUCUGAUUACUGUCACAAUGGUCUCAUUACAAAAGGCUAGCAUUUGAGAAAUGUCUCAAACUUAAAGUUCAUGAAGGUUUGGCUGAAGUCUUGCUGGUCAGCAACCUAAUGUAACCCAACUGGAUUACUUAUUUCUUUCUUCAACACUUAUAAUUGAAGGUCCUCUCUUCCACUUUCCAGAAAAUUAUUUCUAAUUAGCGUCAAACUGGUAAAUGCUAAUUUUACAUCUGGCACAAUUUUGUUCAAUAUUGGAUCUCUGGAGCUCUUCUAUCCCUUGACUGGUAACUCAGGGAGUUGGUAGAAAUUUUUGUCUGCAAUAAUAAGGUUUCAUGAUCAGGUGAAUCUGACUUUGUACUUAAUUGAUGUUCCAGUAAUUUCACUUUUUCUAUGUUAUAGUGCCAAUCGUUUUUGUAUUUUAUUUUCAAACUGUAUGCAAUUGAUAUAUUCUUGUAUAUAAUGGAAAUGCCUCCAUGUAUAAAUUUUUGGUGUUAUAGAAGAUAUCAAAUCUACCAGCUAUUUUGAACUGAAAUAAGAAAUGUACUUGCAACAAUACCUCCAGGUUUUGGCAUCGAUAGUUUAUUUAGUCUGAUAAAACAUUAGAACGUUAGUCAAGGCUCUGAUAUUAAAGUUGGUGCAAGGCCCAAAACAAAUUUAGAUUGGUGAAUAGAUUAACAAUAAUUGAUUUUUGAAUUAUCACAACUUUACUGUAAAUGCGACAAUAUGAAUUAGUCAAAUGUAAAGAGUAGAAAUAAAUAAAUCAUUCAAACACAUAAGAAUACACGAUUUUUACGUGGAAAACCCCAAUGGAGAAAGACCAUGGUACCUAGUCAGGCUAGUCCAAACAAACUGAAUCCAGUACGAGAAAGAAGAUUACAACUAGGUUAGAGUUUCCCAAACCAAGAACCCCGGUUACCUCCUUGACACAGAUUGAUCCACCAAACCCUCCUCGAGUCUCCGGGUACACAAUCUACUUGUUAAUAGACUUCGGUCCUCACAAAUCUGAUUCUUGAACUAGUGAUUCAGUCUCAGCCACUGGUCAUCCUGGUUGCGUGUUUGUUUUGUAGAUUCAAUUAGAUGUUGAUGACUAUAUAAGCUCCACAAGAUGAUGAACAACACUCCGAAUAAUAACUCACUAUUUAAUGCAACAUGCUGGAUGAUGAAAAAAAAAUUGCUCUCUAUGUGAUCUCUCAAUAAUGUGUGUAGAGAUCUCUUUGUAUAUACUUUUUGUGUUAUGAGAGCAUAGAGGUCUUUUUAUAGUGAUUUGAUUCAUUCGUAAUUAGCGUUCUUAGUCAAAGUUGUCAAAAAAAUUUCGCACCUAGUUUGAUUGAUGGACAACUACUGUCCAAGAUUUGAUCGGUCGAGCACUCCAUCAAGCUAUUCUGAAUUUCAAUAUAGCUUUUUUUGGACCUUCUUGAUCGGUCAACACAUCGACCGCCUUACUAUUUUUUGUAAAAAUUUCUUGUUCAAAUAUAUUUAUUCCAAAUACAAUUUCAUGCAUUCAAAACAUGUUUUUAUGAAUUGAAUUGUGUAUGCAUUGUACCCUAAAAUGAGAAUGUAUGAUUAUGAACCCUAAUUGGCAAGUUAGUUUAUUUAAGAGGUGAUUUUACCUCUUUGCUCUUUGAUAUAUUUUCAAAUUUUAAUUCUGCUCUUGGAUAUAGGUACCACCACAAACUAACUAAACUUACUUUUGAAAAUCUAAUCAAAAGCUAAAACAUAAAGACUCCGGCUUUUGUAACGAAUUUUGCCAAGACUAAGUUCUAAUUCUAACAUGAUAAAUGUUAUGCACCUUAUGUACGAGGUUAUGGGUCUCACCUACUUGAAACUAGAAUGCUUUUUUAGAAAAAAGGGCUACUUAAAAAAUAGAAUAGAGACCAUAAGAAAUGGGAGGAAUUAAAAAAUUGUAAGCAACAGAGUUUAUGUAUGAGUGAUAUUUGCGUGAAAUUCAUCAAGCUUUAGAUUGCCUUUAUAUUAAUGCAUGGUUUAAAGAUGUGGUUUUCCUUCUAAUUUUCAAUAAUUGUGCAUGAAAUUCAAUAUUUUAAGAGAAAUUCUUUUAUGCUAUGGAAGUUUUGCAUGUGGAGGGCACUCCAUUGAGGCCCUCUUGGUAGAAUACUUUCUUUAAUCUUCAUGCCACAAUUGUGCUUUUGAACUUCUGGCAGUUUUUUUCAUGAAUGCAUGUUGGUAUUACUGAUUUCCUCUUCUGAUUCCAGAGCUUGAUUCAUUUCCUGCUUUGAGGGAGCCAUGGAACAUAGACACUUCUCCAACUCAUUCAAUAUGUCAGAGAUGGAUCAAGGUGUCAACCAAAAUCAUUCAACUGCAGAACAUACUUAUAUUCAUAUGGGAAGGGCUGUUGCUCCAGAAACUGGCUCUUAUGUUUAUCCAGUGGGCAAUAUGUUAAGGGGUGAAGUACACUGCGCUUCUAGGGGAAACUCAGAUAGCAGAGCAAAUGAGUCUUCCUCCUCAAGCUUCAGCAGAGAAGUACCACAAUUUCAACCAACUUUUUCAGGCCCUGUUUAUGAUUCCUUUCCACUCUCACCAGCUGCUGGAAACUUAUAUCGUGCACCUGAGAAUAAUGCUGGCCAUGCACAUUCUAGUUAUAACAACAGACACCCUAUUCAUGGAUUUGAGGGUAGUCUACUUGAUCCUGUAACCGGCACUGGAAGAAGGGCACUUAAAAGAAAAAGCCCAGGCAUUUCUAUGGCCUUUGAAGGAGGCAGCACAAGCAGAUUCUAUGAUGUAGGAAGUUCCUCUGGCUCUUCUGAGUUGUUGCAGGAAAUACCAACUUUAGAUCAUCAACGCAUUCUUCCAGGACCUAUCGGCUUACCUCAAUAUAGGGGUACUAGCCUCUCAAUUGCUGGUGAAGAGUCAUUGAGGAAUGUGAGAAGCCGAACCAGACUUGAUUUGGAAGCCAACCAUGUGAGAAGUCAUGUAUCAAGCUAUUCUUCUCAUCAUUACCAUUCAACAACCCAGCUAACAAAUAUUUCUGGGAUGGCAGACCUUACUAAUAUCAAUCCUGAUGAAAGGACUCACGAGUGGAAUUUUAUUCCUGUGUCUCAUGCUGCUCACGGAAGGAUUUCAACUUCAGAGACCAAUGGCUUUAGCCGUGCAACCAAUCAGUUUCUUGUGGGAGGAAGCACUGCAGAGACUGGUUGCUAUUACCAUGAUUCUGUUUCAGGUGGAAAUCCUGUUUUAUCUUCACAGUAUCUGCAUGGUCCCCACAUUCAGUCUGCAAGGGAAGACCAUACCUAUUAUCCUCAAAGAGCAACACCUUCGUACAGGACUGGUCCAAGCUACCCUUGCUUGGGACAUGAAACAGCUUCUUCAGAAAAUGGUUUGCAGUCACUCUCAGAAGUGUAUCCUUCCAGACAUUCAGGGCCAUCAUCUGCCAGAAUAUGGCACAACAGUUACAUUAAUGAAAGGUCUAGGAUAGUUACUGAGAGAUUCCAAUCAUUUCCUAGGGUUGCGGAUGCCUAUGGAAGAAUGGGACCCGAGGCUCUCAUGAUGGUGGAUCACCCAUCUUUUUAUGCUGGUUUCAGGGAUUUGUUUGAUCAACAUAGAGACAUGAGGCUAGACAUUGACAGCAUGAGUUUUGAGGAACUUCUUGCUUUAGGGGAAAGGAUAGGGAAUGUCAACACGGGUUUGUCUGAAGAUAUGAUUUUCAAGUGUUUGACAGAAAUAAUGUACUGUUCUUCAGAUGAUAAGCCUCAGGAAGGAACCUGCGUCAUCUGCCUCGAAGAGUACAAGAAAGAAGAGGAAGUUGGAAUCAUAAAGAAUUGUGGACAUAAUUACCAUGUGGGCUGCAUCAGAAAGUGGUUGUCGAUGAAGAAUGUCUGCCCCAUCUGCAAGGCUCCUGCUCUCGCGGAUUGUCCAACGGAGGAAUAAAGUCGGAUUCAUUUUGAAUGCAAGUUAAAUUUCUGUAUUUUUUGUGUGCAUAUAGUAGACAAACACCUGUGUUAAUGCACAAUAUUUAGAAUAAGAAAAACCUUAUAACAUUAUUUAAUUGCUUUAA